Molecule: messenger RNA, 1175 nt
Organism: Stylophora pistillata
Lineage: Eukaryota; Metazoa; Cnidaria; Anthozoa; Scleractinia; Pocilloporidae
Product: histone H2A pseudogene
Source: RefSeq, a predicted model, not a curated record
AAAAUUACAAUGCGGGUCUCAUUACAAUGAUAUUACAUCACAGAAAACUUUCAACUGAUUGGUGCUUUUCGAUCCUUCCUGCAUUGAGAACGAACCACAAAUAUCAGUUACUACAAGUCACCUAUUCAUUCUUAUUGAAAGCUAUCCAAGCAAGUUACUUCAAGAUGUCUGGUCGCGGUAAAGGUAAAGCUAAGGGCACCAAGUCCAAGAGCCGCUCAUCCCGAGCAGGGCUUCAAUUCCCAGUUGGUCGAAUCCACCGUCUUCUACGCAAAGGCAAUUACGCUGAGCGAGUUGGCGCUGGUGCUCCAGUAUAUUUGGCUGCCGUGCUUGAAUAUUUGAGCGCUGAGAUCCUCGAGUUGGCGGGAAACGCUGCUCGUGACAACAAAAAGACAAGAAUCAUUCCCCGUCACCUUCAGCUGGCUGUCCGUAAUGACGAGGAGUUGAACAAACUGCUCGCCGGUGUCACCAUCGCACAGGGAGGUGUCCUUCCUAACAUCCAGGCUGUACUUCUGCCCAAGAAGACUGAGAAGAAACCCAAAGCUUAACUCAACUUCAACGCGUACAAAAACGGCUCCUUUAGGAGCCACCAGAUAAUUCAAAAGUCUUGACCAACUAGAUACGAUAACAUGAAUAACAACUACCAAAUGAUGAUUAUCCGAUAACGCCCCAUAACCUUUCCUCCCCAUUUCCAAUAUUAUAAAGAGAAAACUCUAAAUUAGGAUUCUCAUUUCCUUCAAUGACCAGGUACACUUGAAAAGUUUUUGCGCAACAAAAAUGUAGAAAUAACUCUGUAGGAUAUUUUACUCCACGCAAAUGCGUGUAACUUGCGCCAAAAUCGUUGUUCAAUGGGUCUUUAGACAUCACUGGCGGUUGUAAGAAAUUACGCUAAUGCGUGUAACUUGCGCCAAAAUCGUUGUUCAAUGGGUCUUUAGACAUCACUAGCGGUUUUAAGAAAUUACGCUCGAAUCCAGUUCGACGGUAAGCUGGUAUGAUAUUGAUUUUACUCUCUGAAUGGUUGCUGCUGCGACCCACGAAACAAAAGAUCAGAUAGGAAAAAAAAAAAGGUUACUAGCUGGAGGCCUGGGAACGCAUCUAGAUUAUGUGUAGCUUUUCGAAAAAGAAACAUGGCUGUCUUCAAUAUCCAAAUGUAGAAAUAAAGCGAAAAGAGAAAGCGA